UGUCAAAACAAUAAAACAAAAAUUCUAUUCGUAACAAAGUCAACGAAGGGCCUCCUGACGUUCAUCGUUUGGAGGGGAUAAUUUCCGAGGAUCCCCUGAAGGCAUCAGCGCUGGUGUUGUUUGUUGUGCCUGAACGUGUCGAGGAUCUUUGUUGAACAGUUUGUUUUCUGGUCGAAGACACUUUCUGUUGAGUACAGUCACUAACAGGACACCUGCCAGGACGUGGCUCCGGAGUCAGUGGUGACUGUAGUUCACACGAGGGCACCAGCCCGUUGGUCUUUAAAAGCUGAAGCUAGUAGCUUAGCAUCUGCUAAAGAACAGGAAACAGGGCAGGCAGACAGAGGAGUCCCAGCAUCUACAACUGAAGCAGUCUUUCGGUGUAAGUUUGUCCAGACUCAAGGGUCUAUGACCUUCAGGCAUGACCUCUCGAAUAGAGUGCAUAUUUUUCAGUGAGUUUCAUCCCACGCUGGGCCCAAAGAUCACGUAUCAGGUCCCAGAGGAAUACAUUUCGCGGGAGCUCUUUGACACGGUUCAGGUUUAUAUCAUCACCAAGCCAGAACUGCAAAACAAAUUAAUAACAGUCACUGCCAUGGGAAAGAAGUUAAUCGGGUGUCCUGUGUGCAUCGAACACAAAAAGUAUAGUCGUAACGCCCUCCUGUUUAACCUCGGCCUUGUUUGUGACGCCCAGACCAACACGUGUGCCCUCGAGCCGAUAGUGAAGAAGCUGUCUGGAUACCUCACAACACUGGAGCUGGAGAGUGGCUUCAUUUCCACGGAGGAGAGCAAGCAGAAACUUUUACCCAUCAUGUCGACCUUGAUGGAAGAACUCAAUGCCACAGGAGCCUGCACCUUACCCAUCGACAAGUCAAAUACCAUCCACCUAAAAUUAAUCCAGCUGCGAAAGGAUCCCCCGAUUGUUCAGGAGUACGACGUUCCAGUUUUUACCCACUGUAAAGACUAUUUUAUCAAAUCUCAGUGGGAUCUCACCACUCAGCAGAUACUGCCCUAUAUCGAUGGAUUUAGACACAUCCAAAAGAUUUCAGCUGAAGCGGAUGUGGAGCUGAAUCUUGUUCGUAUUGCGGUGCAGAAUCUUAUGUAUUAUGGUGUUGUGACUUUGGUGUCCAUAUACCAGUACUCUAAUGUGUACUGCACCACCCCCAAAGUCCAGAGCCUCAUUGAUGACAAGUCCAUCCAGGAGGAGUGCCUCAACUAUGUGACCAAGCAGGGACAAAAGCGGGCCAGUCUGAGAGACGUGUUCCAGCUCUACUGUGGUCUGAGUCCAGGAACCACCGUCCGAGACCUUUGUUCUCGCUACUCGCAGCAGCUUCAAAGGGUUGAUGAGAGGAGGCUGAUCCAGUUUGGACUGAUGAAGUGCCUCAUUAGACGGCUGCAGAAAUAUCCAGUGAAGGUGAUCCGGGAUGAGAGGAGCCGGCCACCUCGACUCUUCACUGGUUGUCACAGUUAUGAUGAGAUAUGCUGCAAAACAGGGAUCAGUUACCAGGAGCUGGACGAACGUUUGGAAAACGAUCCAAACAUCGUGGUGUGCUGGAAGUGAUGCGAUAUGAACUGAAAAACAGAAAACAAACAGCUCUGUGGUGCAAAAGAUACAGAGAUGUCUCGACCAAAGAUGCCUUCGGUGAGGUGAAGAGUUUUCAUGGAAGAUUCAAGAAAAGUGAAAGUGAAAUAGUAUUUUUUAAACUUAACAUAGAGGUCAGUGAGGUGAGAGUGGUGUUGUAGGAAGUAAAAAAUAUGUGAAUAAUAAAAUUAAUUUUAACACGUUCA
Molecule: messenger RNA, 1782 nt
Organism: Scophthalmus maximus (turbot)
Lineage: Eukaryota; Metazoa; Chordata; Actinopteri; Pleuronectiformes; Scophthalmidae
Gene: nprl2
Product: NPR2 like, GATOR1 complex subunit
Exons: 11
Coding region: 419-1555 (378 amino acids)
Biological process (GO): positive regulation of autophagy; cellular response to amino acid starvation; negative regulation of TORC1 signaling
Cellular component (GO): GATOR1 complex; vacuolar membrane
Molecular function (GO): GTPase activator activity
Source: RefSeq, a predicted model, not a curated record